Bombus terrestris (buff-tailed bumblebee) is the source of this 1188-nucleotide messenger RNA. Its product is annotated as small integral membrane protein 14. Gene Ontology annotation, cellular component: endoplasmic reticulum. The transcript has 5 exons. The record is from RefSeq and is a predicted model, not a curated record. The coding region runs from base 57 to 518 and encodes 153 amino acids. Lineage: Eukaryota; Metazoa; Arthropoda; Insecta; Hymenoptera; Apidae.
UCUUGAGUGUAUUCUUACAGAAAGAUGUUGUUAACUUCAUAUUUUACUCGCAUUAUAUGAAGAAAAGAAAUACUUUGGAUAUUAAAAAUUCAUCUUCCCCGAUAAUUGACCAGAUCUCAAUCUAUUGUAAAUCAAAUAAAACACUGCUUAUAAGGCUGGAACUUGCAAGUAGUGGUGAGAAUGGCAAUGAUACUGCGAUGGCUGACGAGGGAUUUGAUCUGUGCGAAUACAUGCGGAGCGAAUUUGCUAUGCAACGUCUGCUUUUGAUCUUGCGACAAAGUCAAAAUUAUUGCACAGAUAAUGAAUGUUUUAGCAUUUCGCGAUUGCCAGGACCACGCGAUACUUCGUCGUCCUCAAACUUUUUCAUGACCACUUUGUUAAUUAUUGGAUUCGCCGUUCUUAUGUAUGUUCUUAGACCAAACUCUCUUCGUCAAUUAACCAACAACACAGCUAAAGAUCGAGAUAACGAACGCGAUUCAAACGGCGACCCUCCCGUACCUCCACCGACAGUGCAAUAAGAAAUGCAAUAUGACAAACACUGGAUUUUCAUAGUAGAAUCUGCCAAACUUAUGAUAACAGAAGAACUGGGGAGAGAAUAAUUAAUUCAUUCAUUCGAUUUAUAAAAUAUAACUAGUAUAUAUUUAAUCUAACCAAAUAAGAACUAUAACUUCCUUUCACAGGUUUGAGAAUCAUUAUAUUUAUACACUUUAACGAGUAUACACAUACCCAUUUUAAUUUCUACAGUUUUAUUUAUUAAAAUCUAUCACAUGUCAGGGGACCUGUGCAAAAGAAAAAAUAUAAUUUAACGAGAUUAUUUUCGUUAAAUAUAAUACGUAACCGAAUCACCGAUGUCGUGCCACAGGCUGUUGGAAAUAGUCUUUUACGAACACGUGACAGUUUUAACAUUGAAAUUGCAAUCUUUAAACUGGAAUAAUAAGAACUUCUUUAUCAUGUUGUUACUGUGAUUGCACAUAUUGUAUAUCAUAGAGGAAAAACUGUUAAAAAUUUAUUUUGACAUUCGUUAUUGUAAAUAGCCUGAGUACCUGUAAUUCGAUAAUGGUAUUGUAUUCUAUUAUUUAUAUUAAAUUCGAUGAAGUUUCAUAGGAGAUGUAAUUGAACUUUGUAGACUAAAAUUUGUUGAUGAAUUAAAAAACAAUGUAACAAUGAAAUAAAAUAUAUUGCCGUUUA